ACUACCAUUAUUGGUUAUCAAUGUACAUUGAAUCAAAAAGAAACAACCAAACACUUCAAAACUCUAUAUAAAUCUGAAAAGUUUUUUUAUUGUUUUAAAUUUGAUUUACUCAUUUGAACAAGAUGCUGAGAUACAAUUCUGCAUCAUUUAGCUUAUUCAUAUCACUUUAUUUGAUCGUUGUAUGGUUCUCUACUGAAUUCUUCAAAUGUCAAGAUAUCUGUACAAAAUGUCACUUAAACAGCUUAAAAGAAACAAUUUUUCAAAAUGAUUCAUAUCGAAUUUCGUUUCACCAUAAUUAUUUAAUGAGAAUUCGUCGUAAUCAAUCAUAUCCACUUGUAAAAGAUAGUCCUAAUAUAUUCACUGCACCUCAAUAUGUUGCCUUGAACUUCCCGUUUAAAUAUUACGAUCGCCAUGUGAAUGACCUUCUUAUUCAUCGUUAUGGAAAUGAAGGUUUAAUAAAUAUAUUCAGCGAAAAAUACAUUGGAAGAAUUUCAAAUCGGUUAAAAGAUAUAACGAAAUUGAUAUUUGAAGUUUUGAAUGAAAAAGGAUUAUUGGUUGUCAAAUCGUAUUUUGUGAAAACAGUUAAUGGUACAGAGGUUACAGCCAAGAUAACCAAUCUGAUACACCCGAAUGGGAAGAUAUCUUUCUACUAUGAUAACAUCCCCACGGAAAUCAAAGAAAGCGAGCAGGAAUCGAAAAUCAGUGCUGAUAUAAAGUGUGAAACACAUAAUGUGUCAGAUGAAAUAUAUGUUCCUGGUGAGUGGAUCAAACCUGGAACGUUGGUGGAGUAUGAAGCUUUUGGGAAGAUUUGUCCAAAAUACAAUUCGAUAAAAAAAUGCAAAAAAGCAACAACAUCAAAUAUAACAUGUAUUUGGUGUGAAAAAGCCAACAAAUGUAUUGAAAGUAAUGAUCAGAAUACUCAUAAAUUGAAAGUUGAUGAUUGCUAUGUUGAGGAGAGUUUGGAUGUUAACGAUUUGAGUGCACCAACUCCCAUCAAACAUGAUGAAACAACAUUGAAGAUCACCGAAUUUCAGUUUGCAGAAAAGCUCAAGAAAAUUUUCGAAGAAACUGCUCAACAUUUGACUAUGACUGUCAAUACAACCGUAGGAAAUAUACAGAACAAAUUAUAUCUGUACUUGUACAUUUUGAUUAUUUUAGUCGUCUAUCCAGUUGUUAUAUAUAUCGGUUGUAUAAUUUGGAGAUGGCUCCAUUACAGUACUGAUUGAUUCUCAGACCAAGCUGUAUUUAUCGAGUAUUUUAAUAGAAAAGUUUAGAUUUUAUUAUUCGUUUGAACAAUGUUUCAAUGGAAUUAUGUACAUUCGUAUUCUUGUUUAUGUAAUAACUGAUGUACUCUUGUUGAUAAAAUAAUAAACAUGACUUUCAAUAUUUG
Molecule: messenger RNA, 1390 nt
Organism: Schistosoma margrebowiei
Lineage: Eukaryota; Metazoa; Platyhelminthes; Trematoda; Strigeidida; Schistosomatidae
Source: the annotation of a GenBank genome assembly